ACUUUAUUCCUUUUGGCUAACUGACAGAAGAGGUUACUACUGGAGGUAACAGUCAACAAAACAUUUCUUCAACAGGUAGAUUUGUUCCCGUGGCUCAAUGGGAUCUGCUCAAAGAGGAAAUGACAUAGACAAUAUUUAUCAAAACCCUGUAAGUGUGGAGUCUCCUUACCAGACUUUUCAGUUACAACAUCCAGGGAAGAAUAUCCAGAAGAGUGUGGGACCAUAUUCGACAGGAAGAGGAUCAAGAAUUUUAGUCAUCGUCCUGUGUUUCAUAAAUACCCUGCUCCUGGUCAUCAACCUUGUGGUAUUAGGAGUGCAUUAUUCCAAGUCCAAUGCUGUUCUCAUACACCAUUUUGGAUCAUAUCAUCAAGAUAACACCCAUUUGGCAGGAUAUGGCCAAACGUACCUUAUGGAUAACCAGAAUGGUUUUUGGCAUCUACGCGACAACAUUUUUUAUCUGUUUUGGCAUGGCCAGGGGGACUGCCAGGAGGCUGAAAGCUUCUGCAACAAGAAAAAUGCUACUCUUGUCACACUACGCAAGCACAACCGGGACUGGAUGAUAUCAGUGGCCAAUGGAAAGCAGUUGUGGGUGAAAGCAGAUAUCCACUCUUUUUCUGGUCAAAGCCCGGAUGAAGAGGCCUGUCCCUGUGAGCUUCUUUUGGCCUCAGAUCGCUUUGCUGCAGCAGACUGUGAGAACGUUCAUAGCUGGGUGUGUGAAAGAGAGGAAUAUACUCCUACAAUUAUGAUUGAUCACCCAAUACUAAACUAAUACUAAACUGACUCCCGAACCAAGGGGUGUAUUUCUGGAUUUCAUACUUUUUAAUCACAAUCAUGCACACCUGAUAUAGCAUGUUAGUCAAAUGUAUUGAUUACGCUCAGUAAUAAGGCUGCAUUGUUUAGCUUUGCAUGGGACACUUUUUGAGGAACAGUGCAAAAAAAAAACCCCCAAAAAACAUUAGUGAAUCCCUAUGAGGUGCAGUAAUGACCUGGUGUACCCUUUUGGGAUCCACUGAUUAUUUUCCAUUUGAAAUUGUAAGAUGUUUCCUUUUCUCGUAUACUUAAAAUAUGUCCAUUCAGUGCCAGGGGUACAAUACAGUAUUUUGACAAAGUUGACAAAGUCUUAUUUAACAUAAUUAAUACUUGCAUAGGAAUGUACUGAAAAAAAUAAAUACAUGCCAUUUUUUUGUUCUCUGGCACAGUGGUACAAUUUAUGUUUGUAAAAUAAAUGUAUAAUAAACAUAUAAUUGAUUAUGUAGGCUAUGAGAAAUGUGCUUUCCAACAUCUUCUUUCGUUUGGAAAAAGCAUCUGCCAAAGAAAUAUAAUGUAAUGUAAUGUCAUUUCCAGGAUAUGAGCGAUUUGCUAUAUUUAUUUCAAUGUCCAAUUUCUAAAGUACUGUAUUUUUUCCAUGGCAGAAGAAGUGUUAGAGAAUCUAUUUUCAACAAAGACGUGGAAAUAUAAAACCUAAAAUAAUCGAAAAAUAGUCCCAGCGUUCAAAAAAAUAACAUCAAAUGCGAUGAAAACUGAGUGAGUGCACAUUUAAGUCAAAAUUACUGAGUAAUUUCUGAGUGGUGCAGAAUGGACUUACAGUAUGAUUAUAUUUUGUAAAUGGCAAUAGAUGUUUCAUUUAUAAAGAUAAAUAUGUCAAUCUCACAUUGUCAUGAUUAGAAAUAAACACAUGACUGUA
Molecule: messenger RNA, 1684 nt
Organism: Anguilla anguilla (European eel)
Lineage: Eukaryota; Metazoa; Chordata; Actinopteri; Anguilliformes; Anguillidae
Exons: 7
Coding region: 98-769 (223 amino acids)
Source: RefSeq, a predicted model, not a curated record